Molecule: messenger RNA, 810 nt
Organism: Rotaria sordida
Lineage: Eukaryota; Metazoa; Rotifera; Eurotatoria; Philodinida; Philodinidae
Source: the annotation of a GenBank genome assembly
AUGGUAUCAACAUUUAAUCCCUUAUUAUUUUUUUAUCAAAAUGUAUAUAUAAGAUGGCUGGUGUGUCGUAAGUGUAUCUCAAAAAUCAAAGUCGACGCUACUCAAUUUUCAUCGUUUACUUCUAGCAGUGAUUAUAAGAUGUUUAGUAUCACUGUUUUAACUGCGAUGUUUUGUCUCGCCAGUAUUCACUUGCGAGUAACUUCUGGCGCAGGAUGCUGGUCUACAAACGCUUGCAUCGAUAAGAAUGUCUGCGCUAGUAAGGGUGGCAAAACUCAAGUAGGUCUAUGUCCUGGUGUCGCCAACAUUCAAUGCUGUAGCUGUACAACAUGUAAGGACGCAGCAGCCUGUAGAGCUGGUGGUGGAACACCUCAUGCGGGUAUUUGCCCUGGCGCUGGGAAUAUACAAUGCUGCAAGGGAGGAGGUUCCACUCCAACUGGUCCUGGCACUAGUAAGCCAAUUAACACGAUGCUUACAGGUUUGGCUGAUAUACUUCGAGGUGCUGGUCUCAACGUUGCUGAAGUUGCUGGCUGGAAGACUCGUGGACAUGGUGUGAUGAGUUCAGUAAAGGGUAUUAUUGUUCAUCAUACAGCAGGUCCAGCGACAGGCGAUUUUCCCUCAUUAGCGGUCGUUCGAGACGGUACUUCUAGUCUUGCUGGUCCGCUUUCACAGCUCGGAUUGGGCCGUACUGGAACUUGUUGUUUAUUUAAUCUAGAUGAAUCAAUUGGUUUCUUAAUUGAAAAUUCUGAAGAUUGGGAUUCAUCAAUGAUAAAUGAUGAUGAUGAUAUUGGAAAAAGACUUUUAAAUAUUUAA